AUGGAAUGUACGCAACGUGGUAUUCCUGACACCUGUGGUAAGAGCAGAUGGGAAUUCGUAGUAUGUUCGCAGCACCGGCACGUCUUUGAUGCGAUAGUGAAGCACUCCAGGACCUUCUGCUCGGCCGUUGAGGAUAUGAAUAAUUUUGAGCGACCACCACUACAAUGGAAUCGAAAUUUUCUCUACGAACGAGAGAAUGUAUUUAAACUUGUUGAAAUAGUAUUGGGGUCAUGCUGUGUGAUGAUGAAUUCCUUAUGUUAUCCUAAUGAUGUCGUACUCACAUGUACAAACAUGAUGCACUCUGUCACUCAAUUAUUCUCGAUUGUUUGUGUGAACGUAUUUUUUCUUAUAGUGACCUUCGUUCUCGCAUUGUGUAAUUUAUGCGGUAUCACCGAUUCAUUUUAUAAAUUCAAUUUUCCAGUGAUCGAAAAGAAAGUAUAUAUGUUGGCAGUUUUCAUGUAUCUUGUUAGCUUUAUAAUGGUUGGAUCAGCGUUUAUGGUUUCGACGUUUGUUGUCUACUGGUUUCUUCCAUUGGUCUUCACAAUACUUACCACUGUCGCCUACAUAUAUGACCUCAUUUACAAACAUGACGGGUCAAUACAGGCUGCACUUUGUCCAUAA
This is a messenger RNA of Necator americanus (New World hookworm), 621 nucleotides long. RefSeq lists its product as uncharacterized. The transcript is spliced from 8 exons. The record is from RefSeq and is a predicted model, not a curated record. Lineage: Eukaryota; Metazoa; Nematoda; Chromadorea; Rhabditida; Ancylostomatidae. Bases 1 to 621 code for a protein of 206 amino acids.